GUUUUUGACAGAAAAAUAAGAUAGUAACCUGAUUUAACGGCGGAUCGCGGAGUACGAGGGGGAAGGAGUGGUUUUAUUUUCAAAUGAUACGAAUUCACGUAGGAUCAAAGCGGGCUUUAUUUUCGCAUAGGACGGCUCAACUCUGUGAAUCGCGGAAAUUUUUAUUGCCAAGUGCUAAGAAAUUGGUGCGACGACAACGAAUAUAUCCCGUACAUUAUUGCGGUGUCGACAAAGAGAAAUAAAGUGCGAUCGAGAGAAAGAGGAAGAGGCAGACGAGACGUGGACGAGCGUGAUCUCGAGUUGUCACGAGACAUUGAGAGCGAUAUCGCCCGAUUUCGAUUGAACCGAGUCUUCCUCUCGGCAGGCCGACAGCUCUGCGACAGCUCUGCGACAGCUCUGUGGAGAGGAUGGAUCCUCUCGAAAGGGACAAACAAGAGCCGGCGAAACAGGGCGUAGGCCGUGGAAGUCGCGCGUGGUUACAGCACGACAGCAAAGAACUCAGGCGACCUCAUGCUGCAUCCAGUAAUCAUUCUAGCGCAGGAUCCGUUUCCUCAUUAAAUGCCGACAGUCUGGAAGAGAAAAAGUCCUUGUUGUCACCACAAGCGGCAGAAUUUGUCCCAAGAUACAUACAACAGUUACAGUCUUCAUCACAGAUCCCGCAAUUCACGAUUCCAAAGAGCUCUGUACAAGAUCGAAUCAGAAUCGCUCGUGAAACACCACCAAAUGUAUAUGUUUCUCAAAUCCUAAUGGAAAAUCACGUUUGCCAAGAUGCCGCUCAGCAAUACAACGCGCAACAACACUCGGAGAUUGCAAAUUACGAUCAUUACGACGACUACAAUAGUGAAAGCCAAGAUUAUUGGGACAACAACAAGGAGGGGAACGAAGAAGAAGAAGCUUACAAUUACGAGAUUUUUAAACAUUUGGAAAGUAUCAUCAAGACUUUAAUCAUGAGUCCUGCUGAAUUUACUAUCUUGGUCCCGCCAUUCGUGAACAGACUUAGAUUGGACGAAAAUGUGCGUUGCCAGCAAGUUAUAGCAACCGUAAUGGAAUCGGCUAUGACUGAAAGUAAUUUUUUAUACAAUGGAGCCCGGUUCUGCAAGUAUCUCGAUACUAGCGCAAAAACGGUCACAGAUAGAGUGAUGUACAGGGAGAUGUUGUAUUAUCAAUGUAAGCUUAAGACUCGAUUACAAGAACUGAAUUGGCAGAACGAGGGUCAACGCGACCAAAAGAAGUGCAAUGGACUGAUACUGUUUUUAUCCGAGUUGGUCGCUCAGAUGGAUGAACCUUACGCUUUUCUUAUAGGAGAACUUUUGGUACGGUUUAUCAGUAAAGUAUUGCUAAAACCAGCGUCAAACUCGGUAAAACAUAUAUGCCAAGCGCUCAAGCUGGCAGGCCGUAUAUUGGAAAAGGACGAGCACAGGAAAGAAGAAAUGGAAAAUAUGAUGCGUGCAUUAACGGAACUGGUGAAUAAUGGACAAGUUGACACGCAUGUAGGCAAUAUGGUAAACAGUGUCCACGAAUUACGGAAGGAUUGGGGAAGAAGUGCUAGGUGUACCUCCUCUGAGACGAAUAACGUAUCGUCGAGUGACGUUCAACAACAGUCGGAGCAACCAAGCGCAUCCACACGUGAUUUCUCUGAAACGGGCAUUGCACUAGCCCGUCAAGUAGACCACUCGCUCAAUCUACCAGUAAUGUACGGUCCUGAUGGCGAAAUUUUAUCCGCGGAAGAAAGUCAGUUUCUUCAAGAUCACAUAAGGGUAGAGCCAGAUGAUCAAGAAACGUCUGAAGACACUUCUGUGGACGACAAUUACGACGACGAAAUUGCAACUGCUUAUGAAGAGUUUUUAAAAGACAAGUCGAAAUAAAAGACCAAGGCAAACUGGGAUAUCUAUGGACUAUAAUCUCAUACGGACAAUGUGACAAUGUGUAGUGGUUCAAAUAUCUCGCUAUAUAUAAAUAUGUAAUCUUUUUAUUUAAUUUCAUAGUAAUUAUGAUACGCAUAGUACUUUGCACCCUAUGCAAUAUCACUAUCACUAAUAAUUUCAUUGUUUUAAAAUUGGAUUCAGCGACGCAAAGCAAUGACGCUACGAGAGUUAAAUACGAGGAUAUUUCCACUAAAAGAGAUAAAAUAUAUUUAUUAUGUACGUAGUCUCUAUGCGAAUACCAUUAGAGCGAACAGAGCAAACACACGCAAACGCGAGUAAUUUUCAACUUGUCAUGUUCGUCAUGUAUAGACACGAUAGCAAUAACGAGAUUACAUACAGCGUGUGUAUAGCAUAUAUGAUAUAUAUGUGGCACGUGGCACGUGAUCUAUCAGAAACGACUGAAACGAGAUACCUUGCACUGAAUAACUUGCACUUGAAGAUACAGUCAUGCUUAUGUAAAUUUCCAUUUUACAGCCAUUUUACAAGAAGGAAUCUUAAGAUUCAUUUUUUCAGCUUUCGCCAUGUCUUUAUAACUUUCUGAUACUGUCAUUAAGUUGGAUGCUUGGAGAGAUAUCUCUAGAAUCUUUUUCAAGGUAUAUUCUGUUUGACAUAUAUUUAAAUUUGAAGAAUUAUUUGGCUAUUUCGUUUUCUGAUGGAUCAUCAUGUAUAUAGAUAAAUGUUCCGUAUGAUUGCUACUAUAUAUUUUGUUUUAUUUAAACAUAUAUAUAUAUAUAUAUAUAUAUGCGCGUGCGUGUAUUUAAACAGUUUCUUAAAUACAUAAUGUCGAUUUUAUAAUA
Ooceraea biroi (clonal raider ant) is the source of this 2722-nucleotide messenger RNA. Its product is annotated as Poly(A) binding protein interacting protein 1. NCBI's taxonomy places the organism in Eukaryota, Metazoa, Arthropoda, Insecta, Hymenoptera, Formicidae. The record is from RefSeq and is a predicted model, not a curated record. Gene Ontology annotation, molecular function: protein binding; translation activator activity; RNA binding. Gene Ontology annotation, biological process: regulation of translational initiation.